AUGAAAAUGGCCAAGGAGAGGGAGAAAGCAGUAGCAGCCGGCGGUGAGAAGAAGGUGUUUCUGGGAGUCGUGUGGAACUGCGCCGCAGAGCUCAAGCUCCUCUUAACCGCUCUCCUCAUCCUCUGCUCCGUCGCCACCGUCCUCCAGUUCCUCCCUUCCCGCUUCACCAUCUCCACCUCCGAUCUACGCUUCUGCAUCUCCCGAAUCACCACCACUACCACCACCACCAUCUCCACCGCCGCCGCCCUCUCCUCUCUCAAUUCCUCCUCCUCCUCCGCCGCCGCUCACGCCGCUUCGCGUCUCGUCGUUAAUCCGCCGCCGCCCCUCCCCGCUUCUCCCCCCGCCGUCGACAGGGAUAGGGUGCUUGAAAACGGCGUAAUCAAGCGCGUAUUCAACCCGUACGGCUCCGCCGCCUACAAUUUCAUCACAAUGGGGACUUACAGAGGCGGACUUAACACCUUCGCCAUUAACGGUCUCGCUUCCAAGCCUCUCCACCUUUACUCCAAACCCACUUACCGGUGCGAGUGGGUACCCGAACCGUCGCCGCCGUCCAAUUCCUCCAAGCCGAUAACCACCGUCGGUUACAAGAUGCUCCCCGAUUGGGGGUACGGACGGGUCUACACCACCGUCAUAGUUAACUGUACUUUCUCCGAGCCAAUCAACGCCGGCAAUUCCGGGGGCAAGCUCUACCUCCUCGCCUCCACUUCCGGCGGCGGCGACACCAAAUUCGACGCCACCGACCGAAUCCAGGUGCUGGAAGAGCCGAAAGGGAGCGUCGAUUUCGAGGCUUUCGAUCCCAAUUCCAAGCCCAAGUACGACUACCUCUACUGCGGCUCGUCGCUGUACGGCAACCUGAGCCCGCAGAGGGUGAGGGAGUGGAUCGCCUACCACGUGAGGCUGUUCGGGGAGAGAUCCCACUUCGUCAUCCACGACGCCGGCGGCGUCUACGACGAGGUGUUUGAGGUUCUGAAGCCGUGGAUGGAAUUGGGGUACGUGACGCUGCAGGACAUCAGGGACCAAGAGAGGUUCGAUGGAUACUACCACAAUCAGUUCAUGGUGGUGAACGAUUGCCUUCACCGCUACAAGUUCAUGGCCAAGUGGAUGUUCUUCUUCGAUGUGGACGAGUUCAUCUACGUCCCGCCUAAAAGCACCAUCAAAACCGCCCUGGAUUCGCUCUCUGAGUAUUCCCAGUUCACCAUUGAGCAGAUGCCCAUGAACAGCAAGCUCUGCCUCACCGCCGACUACGGCAGAUACUACAGGAAAUGGGGGAUGGAGAAGCUGGUGUACAAAGAUGUGAAGAGAGGGGUGAGGAGGGACCGGAAGUACGCGAUCCAGCCGAGGAACGUGUACGCGACGGGGGUGCACAUGUCGCAGAACCUGGUGGGGAAGACGAACCACAGGACGAACGGGAAGGUGAAGUACUACCAUUACCACGGCUCCAUCGCGCAGAGGAGAGAGCCGUGCAAGACGCUGCUGAACGUCAGCGAGACCUACUUCGAGAAGACGCCGUACGUGCUGGACACCACGAUGAGGGACGUCGCCUGGGCGGUCAAGAAGUUCGAGCUCAAAAUGAUCGGAAACAGGCUGCAGAACACCCGGCAGUGA
Linum trigynum is the source of this 1605-nucleotide messenger RNA. The record is from the annotation of a GenBank genome assembly. NCBI's taxonomy places the organism in Eukaryota, Viridiplantae, Streptophyta, Magnoliopsida, Malpighiales, Linaceae.